This is a messenger RNA of Schizosaccharomyces octosporus yFS286, 1166 nucleotides long. Its product is annotated as mo25 family protein Pmo25. Gene Ontology annotation, molecular function: protein serine/threonine kinase activator activity. The record is from RefSeq and is a predicted model, not a curated record. The transcript has 3 exons. Gene Ontology annotation, biological process: intracellular signal transduction. Lineage: Eukaryota; Fungi; Ascomycota; Schizosaccharomycetes; Schizosaccharomycetales; Schizosaccharomycetaceae. The coding region runs from base 104 to 1093 and encodes 329 amino acids.
UUAUUAUCCCCCACGUUUACCUAGAAUCACCCCCACCCUGCACCAUAUACAGACAGGAUGGAAUAAAUACAAGAGAGAGCAGAAUAUCACUUAACGAUUCCGCAUGUCGUUUUUAUUUGCGAAACGGCCUAAAUCAAAUCAGGAUGUUGUUCGCAAUCUUUGUGAGCUAUUGCAUCGCGUAGAGGGAAUUCAGGAUAAAAAAAAGUUGUUUGAAGAAAUUGCAAAGAACCUUCAAACCUUAAGGAUUUCUCUUUGUGGUACUUCAGAAACGGAACCUCACGCAGACCAGGUUUCAGAAUUGUCGUUGCAAAUAUAUCAGUCGAACGUGCUUUUGCUUCUGGUGCGAAACUUGAGAAAGCUGGACUUUGAAUCCCGCAAGGAUACGGGAUUAAUCUUCAGUGCUAUGCUUCGUAGACAAGUAGCUUCCCGAUGUCCUACUGUCGACUAUCUCAUGGGGAAUACCAGUAUUUUCCCUGUCCUCAUCUCCUACUACCAGUACACUGAGUCUGCCUUUACGGCUGGGACUAUUCUACGUGAAUGUGCCAGGCAUGAUAUUUUGAAUCAGGUGUUGCUAGAAACAAGUCAGUUUUGGUUAUUCUUCGAUUUAGUGCAAGCUCCUAGCUUCGAUAUUGCCAGUGACGCGUUUUCUACUUUCAAGACACUAUUGCUAACGCAUAAACAUCGUGUAGCAGAUUUUAUAUUUAAGAAUUUUGAUCGAUUUUUUUCAAACUUUACUGUCUUGUUGAAUUCCGAAAACUAUGUCACUAAGCGGCAAUCGUUGAAAUUGUUAGGAGAAAUCUUACUGAAUCGUGCUAACUACUCGGUCAUGACAAGAUAUCUGGCUUCUGCAGAAAACUUAAAAUUAAUGAUGAUUCUGUUACGAGAUAAAAGUAAAAAUAUUCAGUUUGAAGCGUUUCAUGUCUUCAAGCUCUUUGUCGCCAACCCCGAAAAAUCCCCAGAAGUAGUGGAAAUUUUGCGACGAAACAAAUCUAAAUUACUCACUUAUCUUUCUGUUUUUCAUAAUGACAGAAAGAAUGAUGAACAGUUUAACGACGAACGCGCAUUUAUAUUAAAACAAAUCGAACGUUUAUGAUACCACUAUUUUUCUCUUUUUAACGUCGUCUUUCUCCCUCAUGCGUUCUUUAAUACUUCAUUUUUGAUUUAUC